UGUGCCUGGAGCCUCUCCGGUGCUCAGGCUCCUUCGUCGCUGUGGCCCUCUGCAGGAGUGACCGGCCCCACCACUCAGAACCGGCCCACGCAGGAAGGAGGCUGUCGGGAGGAAAUCGGGGUCCCUCCCGCCGCUCUCACAUCUCGUUGCUGUGGGCUGGGACGCAGACCACGUGGCUCCGUAGGUGCCGACAUGAGCCAUAGCUCGAACUGGACCGCCCCGCAGGAGUUCAUCAUCCUCGGCUUCUCCGGGUGGCCCCAGUGGCUCCGGGUGCUGCUCUUUGCCCUCCUCCUGCCACUCUACCUGGCGACCCUGGCAGGAAACCUGGUAAUCCUGGGCCUGGCGGUGGCGGACGCCGCCCUGCACACGCCCAUGUACUUCUUCCUGGGGGCGCUGUCCGCCGUGGAGGCGGCUUACACGCUGGUGCUCACUCCGCGCAUGCUGGCUGGCUUCCUCCUGCCUCCCGGCGGCCAGGCGGUGGCCCCCUCUACCUGUGCCGCCCAGAUGGGCCUCUUCGUGGCGCUGGGUGGCUCCGAGUGCCUGCUGCUGGCUGCCAUGGCCCUGGACCGCUACCUGGCCAUCUGCCGCCCCCUCUACUACCCUCAGCUCAUGACCCAGGGGCUCUGCUGGCGCCUUUUGGUCUCCUGCUGUGCCGGAGGCUCCGUCCUGGCCGCGGGCCUCACCACGGCCAUCUUCCAGCUGUCCUUCUGCAGCGGCAUGGUCAACCACGUCUUCUGCGACCUGCCAGCCGUGCUGGUAUUGGCCUGCGGGAGCCGCGACCUUCAGGAGCACGUCCUGCUGGCAGCCUGCCUGCUGCUGCUGGUGCUGCCCCUGGCCCUGAUCCUGCUCUCCUACACCCGGGUGCUGGUGGUCAUUCUGGGCGUGGGCGGGGCCGCGGGCCGCCGGAAGGCCUUCAACACAGUGGCGUCGCAUCUCACGGUGGCUGUGCUGCACUACGGCUGCGCCACGGUCAUGUACGCCCGGCCCCUGCGCAGCCGCAACCUGGAGGAGGACAAGCUGGCGUCCCUCAUCUACAUCAACCUCACACCACUGCUGUACCCGGCCAUCUACACGCUGCGGAACCGCGACGUGCAGGGCGCGCUGCAGCGCGUGCUCAGCCCCGGGACGCGGGGGACCGCCCACCAGGCUGGGGUCGCCUAAUGCUGGCUGCCAGGUGGCGUCUGUUCUGAAUCUCCCUCACUGAUUGACGGAGACCUCGCCGUCCCAGAGCCACGAUGGCUCCGCAUGCCGCCGGGACAGAACCUGGAAAGCGUUUAUGGACGUUUGGAACUGGAUGAGCCCGGCUCGGGGAGGACCUGUGUGCAAUGCAGGAUGGUUAGCAGCAUCGCUGUCUCUGCCCACUAGGUGGCAGUAGCACGCACCACUCCCAAGCUGGGAUCGGCAAAAAGGUCAUCAGACAUUAUUGCCCAGCGUCCUCUGGGGGGGCGGAAUCACCGCCGGUUAGGAACCUCUGCUCCAAACUCGAGCCACAAAGUAUCUUUUGAAGGGAAAUGAGUGCUAAUGCACAAGGAGUUCAUAACAGACAAAAACUUGAACACAAUCCAAAUGCUCAUGGCCGUGAUAGAGGCAAAUGACGCAGCUCAUAGUCAUGCGGCGGGAUAAGACACGGCGACCAGAAAGACCGGCCUGCUGUUACCAGCC
Phyllostomus discolor (pale spear-nosed bat) is the source of this 1662-nucleotide messenger RNA. RefSeq names its product olfactory receptor 10AC1-like. Gene Ontology annotation, cellular component: membrane. NCBI's taxonomy places the organism in Eukaryota, Metazoa, Chordata, Mammalia, Chiroptera, Phyllostomidae. The transcript is spliced from 2 exons. The record is from RefSeq and is a predicted model, not a curated record. Gene Ontology annotation, molecular function: olfactory receptor activity; G protein-coupled receptor activity. The coding region runs from base 193 to 1161 and encodes 322 amino acids. Gene Ontology annotation, biological process: G protein-coupled receptor signaling pathway.